Rhinolophus ferrumequinum (greater horseshoe bat) is the source of this 5616-nucleotide messenger RNA. RefSeq names its product grainyhead like transcription factor 2 (gene GRHL2). The coding region runs from base 96 to 1973 and encodes 625 amino acids. The record is from RefSeq and is a predicted model, not a curated record. The transcript has 16 exons. Gene Ontology annotation, cellular component: nucleus. NCBI's taxonomy places the organism in Eukaryota, Metazoa, Chordata, Mammalia, Chiroptera, Rhinolophidae. Gene Ontology annotation, molecular function: DNA-binding transcription activator activity, RNA polymerase II-specific; RNA polymerase II cis-regulatory region sequence-specific DNA binding. Gene Ontology annotation, biological process: regulation of transcription by RNA polymerase II; brain development; neural tube development.
CGCUCUCACACACCUUCACCUGCACAGACUUGAAAGUCCAGUUUCACCAGAGGCUGAGGCUCCAGGAAAAGGGGAGCGAGUUCAUUGGAUCAAACAUGUCACAAGAGUCGGACAAUAAUAAACGACUGGUGGCCUUAGUGCCCAUGCCCAGUGACCCUCCAUUCAAUACCCGAAGAGCCUACACCAGUGAGGAUGAAGCCUGGAAGUCGUACUUGGAGAAUCCCCUGACGGCGGCCACCAAGGCAAUGAUGAGCAUCAAUGGUGACGAGGACAGCGCCGCUGCCCUUGGCCUGCUGUACGACUACUACAAGGUUCCUCGAGACAAGAGAUUGCUGUCUGUAAGCAAAUCAAGUGACAGCCAAGAAGACCAGGACAAAAGAAACUGUCUCGGCACCGGUGAAGCCCAGAGUAAUGUGAGUGGAGGAGAAAACCGAGUGCAGGUCCUAAAGACCGUUCCAGUGAACCUUUCCCUAAAUCAAGACCAUCUUGAGAAUUCAAAACGGGAACAGUAUGGCACAAGCAUCCCCGAGAGCCCUGCCAUCAUCCCUGUGUCAGGAAUCACGGUUGUGAAAGCUGAAGAUUUCACCCCGGUUUUCAUGGCGCCGCCUGUGCACUACCCGCGGGAAGAUGGUCAGGAGCAGCGUGUGGUUAUCUUUGAACAGACUCAGUACGGCGUGCCAUCCAUGGCCAGCCACAGCUCCUACCUCAAGGAUGACCAGCGUAGCACCCCGGACAGCACUUACAGCGAGAGCUUCAAAGACGGAACCACAGAGAAAUUUCGGAGUGCUUCAGUUGGGGCUGAGGAGUACAUGUAUGACCAGACAUCGAGUGGCACGUUUCAGUACACCCUGGAAGCCACCAAAUCUCUCCGUCAGAAGCAGGGGGAAGGCCCCAUGACCUACCUCAACAAGGGACAGUUUUAUGCCAUAACACUCAGUGAGACUGGAGACAACAAAUGCUUCCGACACCCAAUCAGCAAAGUCAGGAGCGUGGUGAUGGUGGUCUUCAGUGAAGACAAAAACCGAGAUGAACAGCUGAAAUACUGGAAGUACUGGCACUCUCGGCAGCAUACGGCAAAGCAGAGGGUCCUCGACAUUGCUGAUUACAAGGAGAGCUUCAAUACCAUUGGAAACAUUGAAGAGAUUGCAUAUAAUGCUGUUUCCUUCACUUGGGACGUGAAUGAAGAGGCAAAGAUUUUCAUCACUGUGAAUUGCCUGAGUACAGAUUUCUCCUCUCAAAAAGGGGUGAAAGGACUUCCUUUGAUGAUUCAGAUUGAUACAUACAGUUAUAAUAAUCGUAGCAAUAAACCUAUUCAUAGAGCUUAUUGCCAGAUCAAGGUCUUCUGCGACAAAGGAGCAGAAAGAAAAAUCCGAGAUGAAGAGAGGAAGCAGAACAGGAAGAAGGGGAAAGGCCAGGCCUCCCAAACCCAGUGCAACAACUCCUCAGAUGGAAAAUUGGCGGCAAUACCUUUACAGAAGAAGAGUGACAUCACCUAUUUCAAAACGAUGCCUGAUCUGCACUCGCAGCCGGUCCUCUUCAUACCUGAUGUUCACUUUGCAAACCUGCAGAGGACAGGACAGGUGUAUUACAACACAGAUGAUGAACGAGAAGGCAGCAGUGUCCUUGUGAAGCGGAUGUUCAGGCCCAUGGAAGAGGAGUUUGGUCCAGCACCUUCCAAGCAGAUGAAAGAAGAAGGGAUGAAGCGAGUGCUUUUGUAUGUGAGGAAGGAGACUGACGAUGUGUUUGACGCCUUGAUGUUGAAAUCUCCCACAGUGAAGGGCCUAAUGGAAGCGAUAUCUGAGAAAUACGGGCUGCCUGUGGAGAAGAUAGCAAAGCUGUACAAGAAAAGCAAAAAAGGCAUCUUGGUGAACAUGGACGACAACAUCAUUGAGCACUACUCGAAUGAGGACACCUUCAUCCUCAACAUGGAGAGCAUGGUGGAAGGCUUCAAGAUCACACUCAUGGAAAUCUGAGCCCCGGUCUCGGCUUGCCCUCGGCAGGAGCCCUCAGUGCGUUCCUCUGCGGAGAGAUGGAGGCCCUGGCCCCAGAGCCUGCAGACUCACCUCACCCAUCUCACAACUGCUGUUACACGACUGCGCUCGGGGGCGGGGCAAGGCACCAAGCCCCAUUCCUUGUCAGUGUGUUUGGCCCGUCCACCAGCUCCUGCUGUGCAGCUGAGGCCCAAGCCCCUUGGGAAGGGGCUUUGGGCCUGUCAGACCCUUAUUUAUUGUCCACCCUGUUCCAGAGCCCAGGGCCAGGCCCGCCAGGACUCUGCAGGUCCCUGCUGGCUCCAGAGGACACCAUCCAGAGCCCACCCCUUCAAGGGAAACACCGCCAAUCUAUUCAUCUCGAGUAGCCUUAGAAGGUCUCAUCCCGUUGGUCUUACCUCUCCACUUCUCCCGAGUGGCUGGACAAAAUGAGCUGCUGCUUGGGGCAGUAGUCAGAGGUGGGGAAAGAGAUGGAUGCUCCCUUACUGGUCAACCCUUCAGGUUGCUCUGGAGAAGGUCAUCUUGCUAGAUACCUCCAGGGGUCCCCAGUGAGUGGCCACCAGGCCUUGUACAGGAGGACAUUCAGCUACCAUGUAAUUAGUAAGUGACACAGAAGAUAUGCCUGGCUAUCAUGUACAUAGUGUUCAUAAUAUUGCAAUAAUAUAUUUUAUCUGUGGUAUGUGGGCAUGUUUACUGCCACUGGCCUAGGGGAGGCACAUACCUGGAGACUGCUUCCUACAAGAGGUUUCUGCCUCUGUGCUGUUCAGGAGACUCUCUGGGCUAGGGAAGUGGCCUUCAGGGUGUCAGGUGAUUGCAGCGGGUGCCAAGAUGGAUGCUCCUGUAGGCAUGCCAGGGGCUCGAGCCUGUCCACAGAAGGAGCCCCAUCUCCUCUCCAAGGGCACAACCCAUCCUGGAGGCCACCACCUUUAUCACAUGGUGACGUGCUUUGCUUGAGUCUCACUCUAAGUGGUCUUGUGGGAAACGUCACAUUGUCUGAGGCCCCAGCUCCUCCGCUUUGGUGUCAGCACUGCCUGAGCUUUCUGGAGAGACUUCAGGGGGGUGCCACCAGGGCCCUGUCGCUUGGGCCUGCUGCAAAACUCCUUGGCUGUCGUCAGGAGCCUGGCCACUGUGCAGUACCGCGCAGCUUACAAGCACGUCCUUCAUCUCAAGUGGCCCCCUUAAAAGCCCGACUGCAGUUCUGAGAACGUUGCCAACAGCUCAGCUCUGAAUGGGCAGGCCGGGGGCUGCCUCUUGGGCCUCACCAGAGAGGGAGGGACCAGCCACCUCUGCUCCUGGCUGCUGGAUUUGGAGGGAGGGAGGGAAGGACCGUGCCCCCACGGGCCCUGGCUCUUCUGAAACCAGCCUCUGGAGGAGAACCCCAUCUCCUGCUACAUGCCCUGGGAGACCAAGAGGAGAAAAACUGCUUCCCUAAAUAAUCAUGAACCGUCCUGGACUGCUGUUCUCUUUGAGGGACUAGUGGUUUGCCUUCACCCUUGUAGGUGGAAGCACUAGUUUUUUGGUAGUUAGACACAUCCGCCAGCCAAGGUCCAGGAUCUAGGACAGGUUCUAUGUAAAGGCCCAAAUUUGUUUGUAAAGCACUUUGACAUCUUACCUGGGGGCUCUCCAAGGGCUCCCUGCCCUCCCACCCCAUCUGCCCCAGGGGCCCAGAGCAGGAUGGAAGGGCUGCUUCCAGCUCAGCUGUUUCUCCUUGAGGCUGCAGAGGAUUUGAAUUGAAAUGGAGGGCAGGUGCCGUGCCUGGGGAAACCUCUGGGUGCUGGUGAGGGGGCACCUUUCUGUGUGUCUUCUGGACACCUUACCCCUCCCCAUGAUGCCAAAGGUUUGCAACCUGGAUUCAGCUCUGCUUCAGUCUGUCCCAUCCUCCUCCACUCUGUGACUUCCAUGCCCUGGACCAGCAGCUGGGAGAACCUCCUGGGAACUAAUGGAGCUCUGUUCUAAGAUGGGCACAUUCAGUGUCGGAAAUACCUGAUGUACUAUGCACUUCCCGUGCUCCUUGCCUUAGGAGUGGUUUCAAACAUGAUUGGCAGGUGGAAUGGCAAAUACUUUUGGGCUGGGGCUUAGGACUCUAGGGCAGGGAAAAGAUCAAAUUGUGGGCAGUUUGACACAGGUUACCUACCCUUCUCUCUUUAGCCUCUGUGGAAAAAAAUGUUUGCAGGUCCUGCCCUAGGCAGAGGAUGAAUAAGAGAUGCUUUUGCAUUUGUCCCAGGCCCCUGAGCAAUCACUGUGGUGACCUCUGCCAGAACAAAGAACAUGAGGUCAGUGCCACCAAAGGGUGGUGCAGAGUGUCACCUCCCACCUGUCCCACCCCCUCUGCAUUCUCAGAGUGCUCAUGGCUUAGCCAUGAUGUGUCUUUCACUGUGUAUGUUAUCAGAGCUUUGUGAAGAACAUUUCCUGAGCAAAAACACUCCAAAAAGAGGAAAAUUUGCCCUCCUCGUCGUCUUCUUUUUUUUUUUUUUUGUCCCUUAAAUGAAUCACACUCAAAUAAAUUAGAUUUUUAAAAAAAUCCAUGUAAAAUAAGGGACAUGUGAAACAAGUGUUUUUUUUAAAGACAUACGCAAACUGCUUAGACUUUACAGGUGUUUGGAAAUUGGGCCAACAGAAAAAUGCAAUCACACGUCAUCUUGGAAUUGGAUCCUAAAAGACUAAGGUGUGUCCCGGGCCAGAAAUUUAGGAAGCAUUAAAUGAAUCAAACAUUUAUUUCCUUCUUAUUUAAAAUUGUGAAAAGGCAGCAGAAACAGAGGGUUUGUGCCAAAUUCUAUGAACAGCCCUUUCUUAAAGAUAAGCAAGGGAGAUUGAUAGAUGAACAAUGUGCUCUCGUGUUUAAGAAAAAAAGCAGAUGUAACUUAAUAGUUUUGUAAAUGGGAGAAGGGGAAUCUAUAAACUAUAAAUACAGUUAUUUUAUUUUUUGUACAUUUUUAAGAAGAAAAAAAUAAAUAUUCAUAAAGUAAGAGUAAACGACAGUGUCUGGUACUUUCCAUGAGAUUGGUGUGAGGGUUCUUUGCCUGAAUGGAAAGGAACCUCUGUGUAAGCUUGGAAGUACCCUUUGAGUACCUUUGAGCACUAGGCUUCAACACAGUGAGUAUUUCCUCUUCUGGGUGACUUGUUGGGUCCUACCCCAAGGUUAAGUGAGAAGAAGGCUGAAGAAGCCCAAGAGACUUACAGUGCGACCGUGACAGGCCAACAGGGUGGCUAUUCUUGGCCAGUUCCUCAGGGCAGGGAGGAGGUUCUGUCCGUUCACUGCGACCUUCCUCACUCCCAGCUCACUCACCCCCACUGACUAACCACAGAGCUUUCCUGUUCUGUAGUUCAUCUGUACCAAUCUCUACACGGGCUAAGACCACAUGGCUGAAACUCCAGUUUCAUCACAACAGUCUCUUGCCCUGGAACCCACGGGCUUGCUAGUAUCUGUCAGCUCAGAUGUGAACACCUCGACUUAUUAUCCCAGUACCUACUGGUGUUUCCUCAGUGAACACCACCUAUACUCCUUCAACCAUCGUCCCGAGAGACUCUCUGUUCCAAACAAGUAACAUUUCUAUAUUCUACAUCUCACCUCUCUGUCUCUCCAUGUCCGCAGCUUUCAAAUCUUGGCUAAAAAGUUGCCUUCAGAAAG